Messenger RNA from Chaetomium strumarium, 1386 nucleotides. RefSeq lists its product as uncharacterized. The transcript has 4 exons. The record is from RefSeq and is a predicted model, not a curated record. The coding region runs from base 1 to 1386 and encodes 461 amino acids. NCBI's taxonomy places the organism in Eukaryota, Fungi, Ascomycota, Sordariomycetes, Sordariales, Chaetomiaceae.
AUGGCGUCGGGACACGGAGGACACCACGAGAACCAGAUUCCGGAAGGGGCGACCGUCUCGCCGGAACCUCUUGACGCGACGCUAUGGAUACACAUCUUUGUUCAGAUGCUCGCCUUUGGCGUUCUCUUCCCUCUGGGGAUGGUUCUCGGGAUCGUCAAGAGCCGGUGGCACGUUCCAUUACAGGUCCUUAGCACGCUGCUAGCCCUCCUCGGUUACGCCCUGGGCCACCUGCACCGCGGCAGGCAGUUCAACCCGAAAAACGUCCACGCGAUCGCCGCCAACCCUCUCUUCUUCCUCAUGAUCGGCCAGGUCGUCGUGGGAACCUAUCUAAAACUCCACCUCGAAAAGGGCUUCCACGGCCGCAUCCGGCCCUUCUUCCGACUUGUGCAUAGCAUCAAUGGCAAGGCGUUCCCGGUGUACGCGUGGGUGCAGAUGGUGUUCGGCGGUAUCACGGCGCUCGGGUUCUGCCAGGGCGACCAUCUCGGGCAAUGCCUGGCACACUUCAUCAUGGGCGGCGCGUUCAUCGCCUACGGCGUCCUCUUGACUAUUCUUCUGCUGGUCGGCCAGCUGUGGCUCCGCCGGACCGGCCGCAGCCAGGAGUUCUUCGACAGCGCCGUCAUUGCCGCCUGGGGGUGCGUCAACACGUUUACCGAGCACCGCUGGGGCACCGCGUGGGUCAAGAACGACUGGCAGCACACGACCAUGGGCAUCAUCUGGUGGAGCGCAGGUUUGGUCGGCGUGUGGCUCAGCAGGGGAAGGGACGGCAGCCCGAGGCGGAAUCCCAUCCCUGCUUUUGUCAUCUUCAUCACCGGCUGGGCCAUGUCGGCGCAUCCGCAGGAGCUGAUGAUCAGCGCCAUGACCCACAGGAUGUUUGGCUACACGCUCAUGGCCGUCGGGGUGACGCGCAUCAUCGAAAUUGCUUUCGUCCUCAAGGACAAGCCUGGCCUGUCCGAGGACGGCACUGAGAUCAACAGCUUCCAAUACAUCCCGGUAUUUCUCAUGUAUGCCGCCGGCUUCCUCUUCAUGGGCGCCACCGAGGAGCAGAUGGCCCUUGUCGCAGGGUCCGGCAUGGACGCAGUCGCCUACAUCCUCAUCCUGUACAGCAUCGCCUCGCUGCUCUUCCUCUUUGUCAUGGCCCUCAUCCACGUCUAUGACCGCGCCGCGAACCCGCUCACGAAGAAGCCCGUCGCCAACGGCCAUCCGGUGCGCGGGGUGGACGAGGCGCGGCUACGCGACGCGAACGAGUAUGAGCUUGACGGGCUGGUCAGUGACGAGGAGGACGAGGAGAGCGCAGCGAGGCGGAAGCUCCUAAGGGUGAGUGAAGAGGACGACGGCCCGCUCCCGACUCCCAGCACUGUGGGGGGCAACAGUAUCCGGGUUGCGUAG